GUUUCCUCGCAUGUUGUCAUCAUGUAUGUAAAGUAUCCUGACUGAGAUUUAUACAACACAUUUGAUCCGUUUUAGGGUAGAAGUUUGUUAUUGUGUCUGUAUUUGGUGAAUAUUCUUUGAUGCAUGAGAAUCAAGACCUUUAAAAACAAACCUUAUAAUGGAAUCAGUUGAAGUCCAACAUUUCAGAAAACCUCCUGCUGUGUCUCAGAAAGUAUGCAGUAUGAUUGAGCAGAAUGAAACUUGUACAGAUUCAAGUGAAGGGACAUCAGGCUCUGCAGGACACAUCGUCCCUGGACACCACCUGAAACAUGUAAAGAAUGAACCAGUGGAUGAAGACUAUGUCGGUGAUGAAACGUUAUGUGAUGCAAUGACGAACUCUGUGGAACACAUCACACCUGUGGAUGAACAGAAAUGUAUAAAAAAGGAAGAAGAUGAAGAUUAUCUCAGUGUAGAUGCAUCAGGAUUUGUGGAAAAUCUAGGCGUACAAGGUGGAUUUCAGAGCAAGCAUGUUAAAGAGGAAGAGACUACAGAAAUAGAUGAUGCCCAAUUGGAAAUCUUCCCCUGCUUCAUGUGUUCACUUUCAUAUUCAUCUCAAAUGUUGCUCCAUGAACACAUCACAAGAUGCCACCCUGAUCAACAUGAGACACCGAUCAAAUCAGGAGACACGUGUCAGAAUCUUAAGCCAGAAAGAAGCUCCAGUAUUCAUCAAACAAUCUCUGGGCCUCUGCAGUUGCAGAAAGGGGUCCAUCAGUGCUUGCAGUGUGGGAAGAGUUUCACUGACCAGAAAAAACUGAGAAGACACCAGUAUAUUCACACAGGUGAGAAACUACAUCACUGCUCACAAUGUGGGAAGAAUUUUAUUCGAAAGAGUCAUCUCGAACUACACCAGCGCACUCACACCAGAGAAAAGCCGUAUCGCUGUUCAGAGUGUGGGAAGAGUUUUAUGCAGCAGAGUGAUCUCCAAACACACCAGCGCUCUCAUACAGGAGAGAGGCCGUAUCACUGCUCGGAGUGUGGGAAGAGUUUUAUUCAUCAAAGGGAUCUCCAAACACACCAGUUUGUUCACACAGGAGAAAAGCCACAUCGCUGCUCACAUUGUGGAAUGAGUUUUGCUUAUCAGAGUAAUCUAAAGCGACACCAACACAUUCACACAAGGGAGAAGCCAUACAACUGUUCAGAGUGUGGGAAGGGUUUUAUUCAACGACGUGAGCUCCAGACCCACCGGGUCAUUCACACAGCAGAGAGGCCGUAUCACUGCUCACAGUGUGGGAAGAGUUUUGUUCAACGGAGUCAUUUCCAACAACACCAGCGCACUCACACCGGAGAGAAGCCACAUUGCUGUAAGGAGUGUGGGAAGAGUUUUGCCCAACAGAGCAAUCUCCUAAGACAUCAGCGCAUUCACAACGGAGAAAAGCCGUAUCGCUGCUCGGAGUGUGGGAAGAGUUUUACGCAGAAGAGUGAUCUCCAAACACACCAGCGCUCUCAUACAGGAGAGAGGCCGUAUCACUGCUCGGAGUGUGGGAAGAGUUUUAUUCAUCAAAGGGAUCUCCAAACACACCAGUUUGUUCACACAGGAGAAAAGCCACAUCGCUGCUCACAUUGUGGAAUGAGUUUUGCUUAUCAGAGUAAUCUAAAGCGACACCAACACAUUCACACAAGAGAGAAGCCAUACAACUGUUCAGAGUGUGGGAAGGGUUUUAUUCAACGAAGUGAGCUCCAGACCCACCGGGUCAUUCACACAGCAGAGAGGCCGUAUCACUGCUCACAGUGUGGAAAGAGUUUUGUUCAACGGAGUCAUUUCCAACAACACCAGCGCACUCACACCGGAGAGAAGCCACAUUGCUGUAAGGAGUGUGGGAAGAGUUUCGCCCAACAGAGCAGUCUCCAAAGACAUCAGCGCAUUCACAGCGGAGAAAAGCCAUUUUGCUGCUCAGUGUGUAAGAAGCGUUUUAAGCAGCUGUGUGAUCUCCAAAUACACCAACGUGUUCACACAGGAGAGAAGCCGUAUCGCUGCUUGGAGUGUGGGAAGAGUUUUACGCAGCAGAGUAGUUUCCAAACACACCAGCGCAUUCAUACAGUAGAGAGGCCGUAUCACUGCGCACAGUGUGGGAAGAAUUUUGUUCGACAGAGUGAUCUCCAACUACACCAGCGUGUUCACACCGGAGAGAAGCCACAUUGCUGUAAGGAGUGUGGGAAGAGUUUUGCCCUACAGAGAAGUCUCCAAAGACAUCAGCGCAUUCACAACGGAAAGAAGCCGUAUCGCUGCUCAGAGUGUGGGAAGCGUUUUAUGCAGCAGUGUAAUCUCCAAACACACCGGCGUGUUCACACUGGAGAGAAGCCAUAUCACUGCUCGGCAUGUGGGAGGAGUUUUGGCCAACACAUUAGUCUACAACGACACCUACGCACUCAUACAGGAUAGAAGCUGUAUCACUGAGCACAGUGUGGGACGAGGUUUACUUGAUUGAGAGCACACAAGGUCACUCACACAGGACAGCCAUAUGACGUUAGGGCCAUGAAAUUUGAAAUUAAAAACUAAACUGAUAUUGAAUUUUGUGGUUUUGUAAAGAGCAUCCUAAACUGCAAUUUCCUAUUUUACUAAACUGAAGAGUUAGUUGUUCUUAACCUAGUGAAGAACUAUGAGAAUGUAUCUGCAGAGCACACAGGUGAAUAUAAAUAUGGGAAAUGGAAAGUAAAGGAGGAAAGGAGCUUAAACUGCAUAGCAGUAUGUUUCAUGUCUACUUAGUUACACCACUUCAGCUUCUACUGAAUUAUUGGUGAUGAUGAGCAGAGAUUUUUUAUUUUGUUCAGCUUCAAUAAAGGGAUAAAAUUUCAGUUGUCAGUUGUCAAUGUCAGUUUCAGGGAAAUAACUUCUGUGGUGUUUCCACAAUACUCAGUUCUGAGAUUAUUUAAUUUAAUGUUGUCAUUUUCAUGUAAGCAAAAUCCAUUUUCACUUGUUAAAGCUAACUGUAUGUUGGAAGAAAGACAUCUUUGGAGUAUAGUUCCUCAGGCUGAUCUUACUGAGAACAUAUGCCUUGGCAUUACAGAACAAACAUCCUUUCUAGCUUUCUAUAGUUCCUAUAGCUUUUUUUACCAGUUUACCUGGUUUUAAUUUUUGUAAAUGUCAGUUAACUGCAACCUAAUAGAUAAUAUGUGAGAAACGCGAACUGAGUGAGCCAAGCUGAAGCAGUGAGCCAUACAGUAUGUUGUAGUUAACAGCGUCAUGUAUAACACAAUUCUGCAGGCGACGCUGUGCACGUUAACAUUGCUGUAAACUCACAACACAAGCAUUUCUUCUUGUGAGUGAACAGAUGCUUUCUCACAGAAGUGAUCAAUUUUUACCUUAAAAUAGUUUUCAAUGUGUUUUAAAUUGACCAGUUGGAUGGAAAAAAGGUUGUUACUGUCUUUUCGUGUGAGGAUCUUUUAAUAUGUUCUACUAAAGCCUGAGGUCAAUUCAGAUAUAUUUAUAUAUCUGGGAUUUAUUUCUUUUUACUGAUACUUUUUACUGUAAAUGGUGAAUGAUGCACACUUUUUACGAAAAAGUACAAAAGGCUUUUCUGUUUAUUUAAACUUGUAGCAGAGUAAAUGUGUUUUGAUGCUGAAUGUUUUGG
Molecule: messenger RNA, 3608 nt
Organism: Tachysurus vachellii
Lineage: Eukaryota; Metazoa; Chordata; Actinopteri; Siluriformes; Bagridae
Product: zinc finger protein 883-like
Exons: 6
Coding region: 158-2419 (753 amino acids)
Biological process (GO): regulation of transcription by RNA polymerase II
Molecular function (GO): RNA polymerase II cis-regulatory region sequence-specific DNA binding; DNA-binding transcription factor activity
Source: RefSeq, a predicted model, not a curated record